AUGACUCAUCCAACAACAACUUCGAAAAUAUCAUUUCCACCGAUUGUUGUUAAAUUUAUUGGUGAACAACAAACUUCGAUCAAGGAAAUAACGGACGAUCUUAUAUCGAAGUGGAAAAAUCAACAUGGAAUUGAUUUAACCAUAACUGCACGUUUUGGUUAUUUGCAUUCUCUUCUUAUCUUUUCCGAUGACUCAUCAACUUUUGAAUCAUUAUUAGAUCCAAAUCGGUGGCCAAAAGCAUUAAAAGAAGUAGAUAUUGAAGUAAAAGUUCCUCGACAACUUCCACCUGCAUAUUCACUUAUCAUUCAACAAUUUCAUCGCAAUUGGAAUGAAGAUGAAUGGCUCAUUGAAUUACAACAACGUUAUGUCUCUUUAUAUAAAAUUACAAGAAUGCGGGUAAAAGAUGGGUCGCCAUUAAAUGCAGUUCGAGCCGAUUUUAAAUCUAUCGAAGAAGUUAAAACUCUUAUUCGAUCAGGAAAAAUUAAUGUUGGUAGUAUGAUUCAUCCGGUUAAACCUUAUCAUUUACCAAUACGUGUGAAUAAAUGUUUAAAAUGCUUAAAACAUGAUCAUACAACAAGGUCCUGCACUCGUCGUCGUUUAUGUCCAAGAUGUGCUGAAGAACAUUCUCUUGAGCAUGGUUGCCCGAAUCAAGAAAGGUGUAUCAAUUGUGGUGGUGAUCACAUAUCUGGUCACUCGGCUUGUCCAAUUGUACAAGAAAAACGUCGAGUUCUUGUAGAACAAUCAAAAAGACAAAGGGCCGAACUGUUAGUGCUUGCUGAACGUCAACAGCAUCGAUAUGAUUGUCAUGAACGUGAAUAUCCAACAUUAGGCAAUGAUAACCUUCAACCUCCUUCUUCUCAAAUGCCACAUCAAACCGCGGAAUCUUCUCAAAAAUCAUAUGCUGAAAUGGCCAAGCAGCAACGUAAACAAGGUCCUCAACAAAAUAUUGAAUAUACUUUAUCAUCAUUCUUAAACAAGAUGGAACGACGCUUAGAUGAUUUCUCUUUUCGUCUGUCAUCACAACUUUGUGAAAUCGAAAAGAAAAUAAAUGUUUAUUCUGAUCGGCAAAAGGAAAUAGAAAAGACUAUUAAUGAAAUUAUUCUUCCAUCAAUUCAAGUGUUAGGCCGUAUUUCAUCACAAUCACCCAAAAAACGAAAUAAUCAAGAAGAGUUUAAAAAAUUAAAUAAUAAAAUGAAUGAUAUAUUGAUGAACUAUAAGCACCAGUUUAAUAGUUACAAAUACACCGAAUUAACAGACAAAUUAUUACCUUUAAUGCAUGAUCUUUCCGAUCAUCAAAAACAAAUCGGGAUUGAAACAUUGCAUGAUUGUUGCUGGACCUGGAGUAUUCAAGAACUUUCUAGUUAUUGGCAACAGCAAUAUCGUCAACCUGAAAUUUCAUUUAAAUGCAUGUCAUUGUUACAUUAUAAUAUUCGUCAUUUUUAUUCAAAUCAAGCCGAGCUUAUUGAUAUGGUAAACGUCUUUUCUCCAAAUAUAAUCUCUCUCAACGAACUUGGUACCACCAUCCCAAAGAAAAUAAUCAAUCAACUUCUCUUCUCCUACAAUGUUUUUUUCAAAGAAGGUACUAAUUCACAUGGUGGUGUUGUACUUGCAAUUGACAAAAGAUUAUCAUGUCAGCAAAUAGAAACUAAUGAACCGAAUCUAAUUGCUGUUCGAAUUAGAAUAGAUGAUCAACAAUUUGUUGUCGCAAGUAUCUAUUCACCGCCUACUGAACAAUUACCUUUGACUACGAUGACCAAGUUAGUAAAUGAAGCGAAGAACGUUAUCAUUGCAGGAGAUCUAAAUGCCAAACAUCCUGACUGGGGCUGUCCGCAGGUGAACACUAAGGGUCGGGAGUUGGCUAAUUGGCUCAUACAACAUAAUUUAAAUGUACUUAAUGGUGGUAUUAAAUCAUCUCUACGUUCCAACACAACAAUUGAUCUUGUUAUAUCUGGUGAAAUUCCUGAAGCUUCUGAAAGCAAAUCUUUAUCUUAUACAGGUAGUGAUCACCUACCUAUACUCACGAAAUUCUUCCGGCUCAAUGUAUUAAUGGACAAACAUGUAGUACCUCGAACUUAUUGGAAAAUCUACUCAUCAAUUCUAACAGUUCUUAUUGAUCAAUUUAAAGUCGAGCAAGAAAAUUCUUCGAACAGCGCCAACAACGCACACAAAUGGUUUCUUAUACUUGAACAAUUCUUGGCUGCUCUUAAACUUCGAGUAACAAUAUGGAAAGAAGUCAAACGAAAACGGCCAUCUAUCUCACCAUCACUGCAAGUACUGCUUCGACACAAACAUUAUUUACAAAAUCGUUAUCGACAUUCAAGAUUGGAAGAAGAUCGAUUAAGAUUACGGUCUUGGAAUGUAAUUGUUAAACAAGAAUUUCAAGCACUUAAACAACGAAGUUGGGAACAAUUUAUAUCAAAUGUUGCCUCUCCAAAUCCAUCAUCAUUCUGGCGAACAGUGAAAAAGUUGAAUAAAAAGAAAUCAGUUGACUUUUCGGCCUUAACAGAAGCAAAUAUAACACAUAGAUCUCCGGUGGAUAUUGUUAAGUGCCUAAGUCACCACUUUACUGAACGUCAUGCACUUUCAUCAUUGAAUAUGACAAAUAUACUUGAUAAAGAAGCUGAUGAAUUAUGGAAAUUAUUUAGUUUAGCUGAUACAGAUGAUAUUAAAUUAUUACUUAUUCAAUCAGAUCUUCAAUUUAUUCAUAUGUAUGUAUGUGUAUAUUACGUUCGACGACAGUUGGAUGGAAGAACGAAACAAUUUUGGGCGAAAUCAAUGCUAAUAUGA
Messenger RNA from Rotaria sp. Silwood2, 2787 nucleotides. The record is from the annotation of a GenBank genome assembly. NCBI's taxonomy places the organism in Eukaryota, Metazoa, Rotifera, Eurotatoria, Philodinida, Philodinidae.